Solanum stenotomum is the source of this 1500-nucleotide messenger RNA. Its product is annotated as zinc finger protein CONSTANS-LIKE 16-like. The record is from RefSeq and is a predicted model, not a curated record. The transcript has 2 exons. Bases 193 to 1482 code for a protein of 429 amino acids. Gene Ontology annotation, cellular component: nucleus. NCBI's taxonomy places the organism in Eukaryota, Viridiplantae, Streptophyta, Magnoliopsida, Solanales, Solanaceae. Gene Ontology annotation, molecular function: protein binding; zinc ion binding. Gene Ontology annotation, biological process: regulation of DNA-templated transcription.
AAAUUUCAUUCAAAUAAUUGCACUUUUCCCUAUCCCUUUUAGAUUUCUCUUCAAUUGCCUUUCUAUACAUAAUAAAGAACAAACUUAAACAUAUUUCACUAAACUUUCCUCUUCCAACUAUUGUUCAAUUCCUAUAUUUUCAAACAUCCAAAUACAAAAAAAAUAAUAUUUUGAAAAGUAUAUGCAUCAAUUAUGAGUUCUGAGAAAAAAUUAGCAAACGCGGUGGGCGCGAAAACGGCUAGGGCUUGUGACAAUUGCAUAAGGAAAAGGGCAAGAUGGUAUUGUGCAGCCGAUGAUGCUUUCUUGUGUCAAUCUUGUGAUUCAUCCGUCCAUUCGGCCAAUCCUUUGGCUCGUAGACAUGAAAGGGUUCGUCUUAAAACAUCAUCUUUCAAAUCGUUAGAUGAAUUUCCCAAUUUGGAAAGUACAGUCUUAGGGUCAGGGUCAGGGUCAGGGUCAGAGUCAGUUCCAUCAUGGCACCGUGGAUUUACUAGAAAAGCACGAACACCUAGGCAUGGUAAUAAACAUGCAAAAAGAGUUAAAUCCACGGAGGAGGAGGAGGAUGAGGAGGAAAUGAAAAACCCUAUUCAACUCGUUGUCCCAGAGAUAUUAAGUGAUGAAAAUUCACACGAUGAGAAUGAAGAAGAGCAACUUUUAUAUCGCGUACCUAUUUUUGACCCCUUUGUGGAGGAUGGCUCUAAUUAUGGUAACAAAUAUUCUUCUAAUAAAGUUGAUUUUAAUCAAGACAUGAAUACGUUUCAAGGUCUGAUAGCUCCAUCAGAGAUGGAGCUAGCAGACUUUGCCGCGGAUGUGGAAUGUUUGUUAGGGAAAGGACUUGAUGAUGAAGAGUCAUUUAAUUAUAUGGAAGGUUUAGGUUUUUUGGAAAAACAUGAUGAGAAAUUAGUGAAGGUUGAAGAUGAAGGAGAAAUGGGAUUUGUGAAUAUGGUUAGUACUAAUAAUCAUGAUAUUAAUCAAGUUGAUUAUUCGGAUUUUGAUAUGGUUGGUGACACGUUUGAGCUCAAGUUUGAUUAUGAUUCACAAGUUAUUAGUAACUUAGAUGAAGAUAAAAAGGUUGAAUUUGGGGAGAUAAAUUAUGAUAGUGGGAAAAAUAAUAAUAAGAUUAUGUUAAAUCUUGAUUAUGAAUGUGUUUUAAAAUCUUGGGCUGACAAAAGGUCUCCGUGGACUACGGGCGAGCGGCCCGAAGUAGAUUCCAAUGACUGUUGGCCAGUGUGCAUGGGAAAUUGUGGAAAAAUUCACUCAUAUGGAGACAUAGGAAUAAUGAACAGACAUGGAGGAGGAGGAGUGGAUGAAGGAAGAGAAGCAAGAGUAUUAAGGUACAAAGAAAAGCGACGAACAAGGUUGUUUUCCAAGAAAAUAAGGUACGAGGUUAGGAAAUUGAACGCUGAAAAAAGGCCUCGAAUGAAAGGAAGAUUCGUCAAGAGGACCAAUUUUGCACCAACCCCUUUUCCUUCGCUUAAUAAAUAAGUGAAGUUUUAAGCAAAG